AUGCCUUCAAGUUCACGUCAAAGAUCUAUUAAAGACCUCACACCUGCUAAUUAUACAAUACCCCGUGCAUUAAAAAAUGUAUCAACAAAGGAAUCAGUUGCAUCAACACUUGCACUUUCACGAGUUGUUAAAAUUCCUGCACCUAAAGGAAAACCUAUUUCACAAUUAUCGCUAACUUUUCCAAAUAAUUCCUUACAUGAAAGGCCCAUAGUUAACCAAAUAAUAAACACUUUACCACCGUUUUCCAAAUUUCCUGAAUCAGUCGGAUCGUACAAAUGGCAAUUAGAACCUUCUCGUACAUCCAACGAUAGUCAAAAAGUUCCUAAGCUUGGAUCUAAUAUUCUACAUUUGGAUAAAGGUUUUCAAUAUACCAUCAAUCAAAGUAAAGAUUCAAGUGCGAAAUCAAAAAAUAAAAUGAUUGAAACUAGUGUGAUGUUACCCUGUAACUAUCCAAAUUCCAAAUCUCCAGAUGAAUCUUUUGAAAAUAAACAAUUAGAUGAAUUCUCUGAUGAUCUGUCAAGAAAUUAUCCUCCAAAUGGUGCACCUUAUAAUGAACCUUUGUUAAAAAGUAAAGGAAAACGCAUCAACCCUAUUUUUGAAAACAAUCCAUUUAAUGUUGAGGAUUCGAACAAAAAAUCAAAGCACAUAAACCAUCUAUUUGAUGAUUCGAUGGCCGAUAGCAUGUCCGGUCGAGACCAUCUAGUCGACAAAACUGAAAGAAAACCGUCUUCUAAUGAUUCAAACAAUAUUGUGCAGACAUCUGAUGAUCAUUCUGUUACUAAGUUGGAUCUGACUUUUAAGUAUAAUAAUAACAUAUCCGAACGCGAUGAAUCUGAUAAAUUGUUCAAGGAUACCACAUAUUAUUCUAUUAGUGCCAUAUUUAACUCUGGUGCUAUAGACAUCAUGCAAGAUACUCGUUUAACUUGGCGUUCUUUUCAAGAAAAAUGGACCAUGUUUUGGGAUAUGCGACCAUGUGUUCUUUUACAAGAAUUCACUCGAUUUCAUCAACUUCCUGAUCCUGUUUAUUCCUUAAAAGUUGGUUCUGAUGAUGCAUUUUGGUUCGAUUGUUCGAUUGGUGCUCGUUAUUUCAAUCCAUUACAAUCAUGUUUUGAUUGUUGGAUUGAAAAUGAUGCAAUCGAUUAUGUAUCGAUUCAGGCCUUUGAAGUUUUAACUAUCGAACUUAGCGAAGUUGGAGGGCGUGAGAUUGAAUAUCCUGCACACAAGCAAGUAAGAUGCUGUCAUGAAGUAGUGUUUGAUCAAGAGACUGUUAGAUUUAACUCAACUCCAUCUAAUUUUCGCGAUCAAUAUAAGUGGCAUCAUCAUCAACGCAAAACUUCUUCAUUCUGGAGACGUCGACCUUGUAUUCUUUUAUUUGAAUUUUGUCAAGCUCACCAAAUCUCUGUUCCAACUUAUUUGUUACAUAUAAAUAGAAAUACUGGUGCAUUUUGGUUUGAUUGUUACAUUGAUGACCGGCUUUUCACUCCUCAAAACCAACCAUGUAUGUGUUGUUGGAUACAAAAUGAUGCGAUCGAUCACGUAUCAAUUCAAGUGUUUGAAACUUUAUUCUCAGAAUUUUGUGAUCAAGAUAUAAAAGUUCUAAGUUAUCCAACGCACAAACGAAUAAAAUGUUCCCAUAUACGUGGAUAUGAUAAUGGUGCAAAAGAAAAUACCCGGGAAUCUGAUGAUCACAAUGUAAAUUGUGUUUAG
Messenger RNA from Racocetra persica, 1707 nucleotides. NCBI's taxonomy places the organism in Eukaryota, Fungi, Glomeromycota, Glomeromycetes, Diversisporales, Gigasporaceae. The record is from the annotation of a GenBank genome assembly.